AUGUCUGUGGUCCAGCUGGAGUUUGUGAAAGUACUGGACGGGCUGGCUGGAGCUGAGGGUCCCGUCUUCGACAACAGGGGUAACUUCUAUCUGGUGGCUCCCGAGGUGGAGGUCGACGGGAAGGCAGCUGGUCAAAUCCUGCGAGUGGACUUGUCGAAAACUCCGGCUCAGGCUGAGCUUGUUUGUGCACCAAAUGUUGACGGGCAUGGCGGUAUUCCUGCAGGUUGCCAGGCUGACAGGGAAGGUAAUCUGUAUGUAGCUGACAUGAGACUUGGAAUUCUACAUGUGAAACCCAACGGAGAGUUCACCCAGUUAACCAAGGUAGACGAUGGAGGUAGAACCAUGCAGGGCUGCAAUGACUGCAUUAUGGACUAUGAAGGAAAUCUCUGGGUUACUGCUCCAGCUGGCAGCAUCGCCCCAAGUCCCUACCAACGAUUUUUUGAGGAACCUCUUGGUUCUGUGUACUGCCUCACAUCCAACAAGAGGGUCAUUCAUCUGGACUCUGGAUUCAGAUUCCCAAAUGGUAUCUCUGUCAUCCAUGAUGAGAACCUGCGGCCCAGCAAACUGAUUGUAGCUGAGACUCCAACCAGACUUCUGUGGUCGUAUGACAUCAAAGGGCCAGGUGUGGUCACCAACAAAUCUGUCUGGGGGAAACUGCCAGACUGUUCCUGUGAGUCUGGCCCGGAUGGAAUGGACUUUGACGAGAACGGAAACCUGCUUGUGGCUCACUGGGGCAGCAGCUACAUCGAAGUGUUCGGUCCCACAGGUGGUGACCCGGUUAAACGCAUCAAGUGUCCGUUUGACAAACCUAGCAACCUGCACUUUGAGCCGGGUACCAACACCGUAUAUGUCACUGAACAUACAAACCACGCACUGUGGAGGUUCCAGUGGGAGCAUAGGGGACAACAUCAGUACUGUGAAAAAUAG
Messenger RNA from Candidula unifasciata, 927 nucleotides. The record is from the annotation of a GenBank genome assembly. NCBI's taxonomy places the organism in Eukaryota, Metazoa, Mollusca, Gastropoda, Stylommatophora, Geomitridae.